CCCGCCCCGCGGCCUGCCCGCCCGCCGCGGCUGCCCAUGGAGGCCGAGGCCGAGGCGCGGCUCCUCUUGCAGGAGGCGCGGGAGAGCAUCGAGGCGGCGCGGAGCUACCGGCGGGAGCUGCAGCAGCGGCUGCGGGGGCUGCAGCAGGCGCGCAAGCAGAUUAGAGAGAGUGCAGCAUUGACCAGAGAUGUACUUGAGCAACAUUUUAAUGAUUUGAAAGGGACCCUAAAGAAGCUGUUGGAUGAGCGACUGAUAUCACUGCUGCAGGAAGUAGAUACUAUAGAACAAGAGAGCAUCAAACCAUUGGAUGAAUGCCAGAAACUAAUAGAGCAUGGAGUCAGUACAGCUGAUGACUUGCUCCGUGAAGGAGAGAGUGCAAUCCAUGGAGAUGUGGGAGAAGAGAAUGAGAAACUAUGCAGCUUUACAAAGAAAGCAUUACAUAUUCAGCUAGAUAGCUUACCAGAAGUUCCCUCCUUGGUCGAUGUGCCUUGUUUGUCUGCCCAGUUGGAUGACUGCCUCCUUACUAUAUUGAAAAAUCAGAUAUUCAGACAUGGGACCAUAGCAUCUCGCCCACCUGUACAGUUAGAGGAAUUCAUUGAGAAACCUGGAGGUAUAUUAGUCCGAUGGUGUAAGGUGGAUGAUGACUUUAUACCACAAGAUUACAGACUGCAAUAUCGUAAGAGCACUGCCAGUCAAUUUGAAGAUGUAUAUGUUGGCUCAGAGACAGAGUUCAUUGUACUGCAUAUUGAUCCUAACGUCGAUUACCAGUUCAGAGUCUGUGCCCGAGGAGAUGGACGGCAGGAGUGGAGUCCAUGGAGUGUUCCUCAAAUUGGCCAUACCACACUAGUUCCCCAUGAAUGGACAACUGGUUUGGAGGGCUACAGUUUGAGCAGUCGAAGAAACAUAGCGCUUCGAAAUGAUUCUCAGUCAUGUGGCGUGCUCUACUCCAAAGCUCCUACUUACUUCUGUGGGCAGACAUUAACAUUCAGAAUUGAAACCGUGGGUCAGCCAGACAGACGAGACAGCCUAGGGGUAUGCGUGGAGCAGCAGAACGGCUACGAUUCCUUGCAGCGGGAUAAAGCUGUGUGCAUUAGCACGAACGGGGCAGUAUUUGUAAAUGGGAAAGAGAUGACAAACCAACUGCCUGCAGUCACUUCUGGAUCGACUGUGACGUUUGACAUGGAGGCUGUGCAGUUAGGGCCUUCCAGCAACGAGGGAGGCAACUUCAAGCUUAGAGUAACCAUUAGCUCUAACAACAGGGAAGUGGUCUUUGACUGGGUACUUGAUCAAUGCUGUGGUUCUUUGUAUUUUGGAUGUUCGUUCUCAUACCCAGGCUGGAAGGUUUUGGUGUUCUAGCAGCCCAAGCAAGUGAAGAGGUUCUUGUUCUUGGUAUAAAAUGUAAUAUUAAAAUUUGGGUUUCCAGCUGUUUGAUAUCAACAAUCUGUAAACAAAAACCUGUCUUUAUAUUACUUGAACUCCACUAUAUUGUACUUUCUACUGGAUUCAUUUAAAAAAAAUUGUGAAACAUUUGAUCUGUUACUCUGGAAAAAGUUAAACAGGCGUUUGCUUAGGCAAAUUAAUUUAAACAGUCCACAAAGACUUUUUUUUUUUUUCUUCCCCUCUCCAGACUUGAUUUUUUUUCGUCAGUAUUUCAUUGUACUCUAGUCUCAGGGUACGCUUGUGUGGAAUUAACUUUGCUUGAUGCUGCUGUUCUGUGAAAUAAGCCUGUAACUUUUGGGGGGUUGGAGUUAAUGGACCAAAGUUUUACUUCUACCACUUAAAAAAAAAAAAAAACUCCCCCACAAAGUAUUUACUGUGGUGAUGUUCUGUCAUGCUUCCUUGUACACAAUACUGCCUUAAUCUAAACAGGUAGCGGGUACUGCAUGCAACAGCAAUUUCUUCCAUGCACGGUACUGUUCAUUCUCCCAGAACAAGGAUGUCUGAGCCAAAGUGUCUCUUUAAAUAUGUAGCCUGCCUGUUAAAGUCUCACUGUUAUGCAAGUGCCUUAUUUCCAGAUAUUUCUUGAACUGUUUUCUAUGUUGUCACUUGAAAAAUAAUUUCUAGAGUAGUUGCAUGGUGAUGCUUGCCUUUUCACUUUAAUGCUGACACUUGUCUGACAAACUAGACCAGCGCUUAGGGGAGGAUGGUCUCCCCCAGCUCUGCUCUGCUUGGUUGGCUACAUGGGAGCAGGCCUUGCUGCUUUACCCUUCAGGCAUGACAUGCAGGUGGCAGCCGUGAUUCCUCACGGAGCCCUUGGAAGACUUGGAGAUGACCUUGCUUUCUGCUGUCCAUCAACAGAGACAAAUGGAACGGGGGAUUCCUGGAAAUCCCAAACAGCGUGUGCAGAAUAGAUGCCAGCGAACCCCUCGCGUUCAAGUGCACUAGUGCAGGUUGAUGUGCCAAGCGCUGGGGAGAGCCUGGGCUGAGCAGUAGCACGCGGCCAGAGCCGGCUGGGGCUGGGGAUCCGGGUCAGGAGUCGGUGGAGAUGGGGGGGUGGUUGUGGGCUUAAGACAGACCCUGCUGGCACAGACUUAGCCCACUCAAAAUGGAGCAGACAGAUAGUGCUAAUUCAUCCCAUGCUAUUAGAUGGGGGACACAGGUAAGAAUUUCCUGUGAAUUACUCAACUUUUAUUUUAAAAAGCUAUAUAACGUUACCAGUAUUGCCUUAAUAGCAAAUGAGAUUUAGAAUACUGCACUUCUCAAAUAGAGUCCUAUUCCUGGUCAAAAGAUUCAUUUGCAAUACUACUGGAUUUAAAGACUAUUUUAAAGAAAUGCUGAGGGCUUUAAAGAGGCCUUCUUACCUCAAGAUCAGUAAAUCUAUAUAUAUAUAUAUAUAUAUAUAUGCAUGUUAGAGUAGCAGUAUUUUUUAUAAAGACUUAGACAAUCAUUCUACACUCUUUGUUCAGUGUUAACAUGCUGCAUUAGCCCUCUAUGCUAGCAUAAAAAGCCUUAAUUAGAUUAAUAUCCCUUAUGAUCAAACUAUCAAUACAAAAAGUUUCGCCAUAGUCCCUGAAUUUUUUCACCUAGACAGCUGUAGUGGGGGUAUGAGAAUUUCAAAAGAGAACAGAGGCUAGCAUUCAUGCCAUUUAAAGGAAAAAAAAAUAGAUCCAAAUGUAUGCAAAAAAACAUGUAUAUGGCAGUUAAAUUCUAAUUUACUGUAAAGUACAAAGAGAAGAUGACUGGACAGCUGCAGGUGACAUUAGCCAGUGAUAGCGAAGAAAAGCCUGCUGUAUUCUCAGCUCCUCAUGCUUAACUACUUCACUGUUAGCGAGUCAGAGGAUCCCGGCUUACGCUGUACUCCUGGGGCUCCUUCGCAGCUAGCCUGCGAGGAGCAUUUCGGCAACGCACUGUAUCCCACAUCCAGGUCCUUCGCUAUAGCUAGGAAAGCGCAGGGGAUGGUCAAAUAGGAUCCGUCCUGUUCAGAGAUGGUCAGGUCAGCGUUGUAGCUAGCAGCUAUCACCACUGUUAAGUAGAGGAAGAUUUAUUUUAUUAUUGCUAGAUGUACUAGUGCAGGUACUAGUAUCCUAGUAUUUUCACUCUAUGGAAGCUAAAUUAGCAAUCUACACUUUCAAGGUACCAAAGGGUCAGGUACCUUUUCAUCUGCUUUUCGAGGGGCUAGUCAGACUGCUUGAUAGACUACUGCCCUGGGAGAUACGGACCAGCGCUUUAGAACACGAAGUGUAAAUCUUCACUUCAGGUACUUCUGGAGAUGGUCACACCGUGCCGCUUUGUGCAGAACAUACACACGAAGCAGCUUAAGAUGACUGUGAAGGGCUAGUGCAGGAGCCCCUCAGCUCCUCCUGAGGGCUGAGGAUGGCAAUAGGCUAAAUAUGCUUUAGCUGUAUCUAGAACAGGGCCAGCUUGCCAGUUCUUUUUUUUUUAAACAGUGUAAGACUUGCUGCCUGAAAUACAGAGUAGGUACUGUUCAGCUGCCUCUUAGAGCUGCACCUUUUAAAUUCGGGAGGGGUAAAGAAGCUCAGGGUGAAAGACCUGAGUAAUAGGUAUCUAAAAAACUCUGAAGAGGCUUGGAUUAAAAUGGCUAAAAUUGUUUCUCUAGAACAGAGUUUAGAUAGAUAAAAGACUUGACGCUUUCUUCGCCGUCUUUCCCCUCUAGCUAUUGGAGCCUUGCAAGCAACAGUGUUAACUGCUUAUGAAAUCCUGAAAGGUGUUUUCUGAAGCUAGAGCACUCACUUACCUCAACUAAGACAUUUGUGUCAAGUGAUAUUUGAAUAUUUUUUAAUAAAGUUUUAUCCCUCAA
Molecule: messenger RNA, 4258 nt
Organism: Rhea pennata
Lineage: Eukaryota; Metazoa; Chordata; Aves; Rheiformes; Rheidae
Gene: CRLF3
Product: cytokine receptor like factor 3
Exons: 8
Coding region: 37-1356 (439 amino acids)
Molecular function (GO): protein binding
Source: RefSeq, a predicted model, not a curated record